AUGUCCUCUGACGACGCCUACAUGUCCUUCCUGGACAAAGCCAAUGCAGAUGUGAGCGGCAGCGCCCCGCAGAAAGGGUCCGGCACCGUCAAAACCGAGACCGUGCACAGCUCCCUGUCAGUCCCAAAGCCGCUGCAGUCCGUCGAAGCAUACUACAUCUCCGAUACAGACGAGCCCUUCGAGCCCGUGGCAUUGAAAUGGGAUGGCGCUGCCGAGGGAGCGUGGCCUAGUGCUGACCAGCUCUCCUCCCUGAUAUCCCCAGAUACCGACCUGUCCCAGUCCAUCUCCAUCCUAUCCCCCUCUUCCUUCGACCCGAAGAAUCAAUACUCCGCCGCCCUAGAUGCUAUCCGCGCCGCGGCUGUCGAGAAGGAUUCUGGUGCCGAUCAGUCGGCUGUCGGGCUGAAGGUCUACCGUGUUGAACAAACUAGCACCAAGAUCGAGUACUGGGUCCUGGCGCUCCAUGCGCCUCAGAGCCGUCUUGUCGGUUUGCGCGCCAAGGCCGUUGAGUCUUAG
Penicillium digitatum Pd1 is the source of this 513-nucleotide messenger RNA. RefSeq lists its product as uncharacterized. The record is from RefSeq and is a predicted model, not a curated record. Lineage: Eukaryota; Fungi; Ascomycota; Eurotiomycetes; Eurotiales; Aspergillaceae.